This is a messenger RNA of Peromyscus californicus insignis, 438 nucleotides long. Its product is annotated as acyl-CoA-binding domain-containing protein 7-like. The transcript has 2 exons. Gene Ontology annotation, molecular function: fatty-acyl-CoA binding. The record is from RefSeq and is a predicted model, not a curated record. Lineage: Eukaryota; Metazoa; Chordata; Mammalia; Rodentia; Cricetidae. Gene Ontology annotation, biological process: fatty acid metabolic process. Bases 1 to 216 code for a protein of 71 amino acids.
AUGUCGCUUUCGUUUGCUGGGCUAUUCAAAGAACUCUACGGGCUCUACAAACAGUCCAUCGUUGGAGACAUCAACAUUGCGUGUCCAGCAAUGUUAGAUUUGAAGGGCAAGGCCAAGUGGGAAGCAUGGAGCCUCCAGAAAGGGUUGUCGAAGGAAGAUGCCAUGAGUGCCUACAUUUCUAAAGCAAGAGAGCUGAUUGAGAAAUAUGGGAUUUAGAAUUUGACAGGGGAGACAGAUCUCCUUUGGAAGCCUUCAUACAGCAUCAUGACGCUUAGGGGGAAAUGCAUUAGUAACUCUAAAAAUCAUGUGUAUUUUUCCUAUUAGCACGAAUUUUAAUACUUAGGACUGUGUCAACAUAGUUACCUAGUUUUACUUGCUUGUGCAAGGUGACUUUUUAAAAUUCCUUUUCAAAAAUUGUUUUGUAGUAUGCAUAUAAAC